Erythranthe guttata (spotted monkey flower) is the source of this 1046-nucleotide messenger RNA. Its product is annotated as pre-mRNA cleavage factor Im 25 kDa subunit 2. NCBI's taxonomy places the organism in Eukaryota, Viridiplantae, Streptophyta, Magnoliopsida, Lamiales, Phrymaceae. Gene Ontology annotation, biological process: mRNA 3'-end processing. Gene Ontology annotation, cellular component: mRNA cleavage factor complex. The record is from RefSeq and is a predicted model, not a curated record. Gene Ontology annotation, molecular function: mRNA binding.
GCUGAUUAUUUUAAAUAUUUUACUUAUACUAAUCAGAUAUAAAUAAAAUAAAUAAAUACUGAUUUUUUGUUUAAUCAAUUCUUGAUUAUUGAACUACUAUUUUAAACCAUUAUAAAUAAUUAUUUAAAAGAUACGCCUGUGGGCCCGGCAUUCCGUCCAAGCAUAGUUAGUUAUACGCGUUGACUGGGUGGCGACUCUCUUCGGUGACUAUUCAUCCGGUUCGUCCAAUUUGAACUUAAAUCGCUGUGCCGCGCCAUCCAAAUCACUGUACAAAAACAACGGCAAAGCCCUCCCUCCUGUUAUCGAUUCCUUCCCGCUCGGCCACAUCUGAAUUCUGCAGCCUACAGAGAAAAUUCAUCGGUCCAAUCUACCGCCGGGAAAAUCAAAAAUUAAAAAACACAACAGUGAAUUUAAACGAAAAUGGUGCCGCCGCCGGUGAUACAAACUUACCCUCUUUCAAGCUACAGUUUUAAAGAGAAAGAGACGAAAAUAGGGAAAGAUAGUUCCGUCGAAGAUCGCCUUGCCCGCAUGAAACUCAACUACAUGCAGGAAGGUAUGCGGAUUAGUGUGGAGGGAAUUUUAUUGAUACAAGAGCACAACUUUCCACACGUUCUUCUUUUCGAAAUCGAAGACACAUUCUAUAAACUUCCAGGUGGCAAAUUAAAGCCAGGAGAGCCCGAAAUCGAGGGCUUGAGAAGAAAACUAUCUAGCAAACUUGCUGCCACUUCACCUUCUCUUCAUCCAGAUUGGCAGAUCGGUGAGUGUGUAGGUAUGUGGUGGCAACCGAGUUUCGAAGAUGUGAUGUACCCUUAUUGCCCCACACACAUAACAAAGCCUAAGGAAUGCAAGAAACUAUUCGUUGUUCACAUGCCCGAACGAGGGAAUUUUGCUGUGCCAAAGAACGUGAAUUUACUUGCUGUUCCGUUGUUUGAACUACACAGCAAUCGUCAGAAAUAUGGAACUAUUGCAUCUGCCAUCCCUCUGCAGCUUUCGCGGUUUAAGUUCAACUAUAACAACCCGCAGAAUAUUCUCCCGUAAAAUUCAGA